Messenger RNA from Cutaneotrichosporon cavernicola, 1311 nucleotides. RefSeq lists its product as uncharacterized. The transcript is spliced from 4 exons. The coding region runs from base 1 to 1311 and encodes 436 amino acids. NCBI's taxonomy places the organism in Eukaryota, Fungi, Basidiomycota, Tremellomycetes, Trichosporonales, Trichosporonaceae. Gene Ontology annotation, cellular component: phosphatidylinositol 3-kinase complex, class III, type I; phosphatidylinositol 3-kinase complex, class III, type II; fungal-type vacuole membrane. The record is from RefSeq and is a predicted model, not a curated record. Gene Ontology annotation, biological process: autophagosome assembly; late endosome to vacuole transport; cellular response to nitrogen starvation.
AUGACAGACUCGCUAGCCUGUCAGCGCUGUCAUCAGCCUCUACUCCGCGAUCCUUCGGUUGCAAACCUAACUCCAAGCCAAUACUCUCUUAUCGCGAACACACUCCCCUCCCCUCCCAACCCCUCCUCACUUCCAGCAAAGGCGAAACUCAACUCCCUUCCUCCAGCAUCCCGCCCAGCCGCGGCGGCAUGGGCCAGCGCCAACCCCAUCGCUGAGAGUUACGUUCUUCUUCCCGACCGUCCAUCCCAACCCGAACCUAAAUCAAGGUCAGACAGCCCACAAGGUAACCGCCCCCGGCUGGCGGCCAACUUGGAUGCCCUUCUCUCGAGCCGGACGGCGAUUGAUCACCCCCUCUGUAUCGAGUGUACGGGUCUCUUCCAGGCCGAAUUACAGCGCGAGUUGGAAGAACUCACCCGCGAGAGGGACGCGUAUAUCGCCUUUGAGAGGGGGUUGCGGAAACAGGACGGCCUGGUUGGAAGCAAGGAUGAAUGGGACGCCCUUACGGCUCGCAGGGGGACGUUGGAGGAGGAGGAGAGGGCGUUGAGGGCAGCUUUGAGGUUGGAGGAAGAUAAGCUCGCCAAGGCCAAGGAGGAGGAGGCGCGGGUCAAGGUCGACGAAGAGGGUAUCGAAGCCGAGGAGGCUGCCGCCAAGACCCAACUCCUCCUCUCACAACAGCUUCUUGCUCACCUCGAGAGCACGAACGUGUACAAUGACGCGUUCCAGAUCGGACACGCCCCGCUUGAGAGGGGACAUGUGGGAACGAUCAACGGGCUGCGACUUGGGGGAAGGCCGAAUGUCGAGUUCGACGAGAUCAACGCUGCGUGGGGCCUCGUCGCGCUGUGUAUUGACCGACUGGCGGUGCGGGUCGCGUGUACUUUUCAACGGUACAAGAUCAUUCCUCUCGGGUCGUUCUCGCGCAUUGAAGACCUUGCUCCUGGGCGGAACAGCUACGAACUGUACGGAAGCGGUGACCUCACACCUGGACGACUGUGGCAGAAUAGGCAGUUCUCGAGCGGGCUCGUGGCGCUUCUCGAUUGCCUCAAGCAGCUGCUCGAUUUUGGUCGCCAGAGCGGCCGUGCUUGGGGAAGCGGCGUCGAGAUAAACAAGGACCGCAUCAAUGGACACUCGAUCCGCCUUCCGGGCAUCACGAGCGGCCUGCCCGGCUUCGGGAGCGUCAUGGGCCUCGGCGCAAGCGCGGAAGAGCCCCGCGAUGUGGGUAACCCCGACGAGCAGUGGACGCGGGCGUGCCGUGCCGUUCUCACGGCACUCAAGCGCAUCCUCGUCGUCGAAAGUGAGGCGGAGCGUCAGUAG